AGGUUAAGUUGCACGCACACGAUGAUGUGCGAGGUGAUGCCCACCAUCAGUGAGGCGGAGGGCCCAGGGCGCAGGGGCUCCGGGUCCCCUCUGCAGUCGGACUCUGAGGGCCACUUUGAGUCCCUGAUGGUGUCUAUGCUAGAGGAGAGGGACCGGCUGCUCGAGACGCUAAGAGAGACACAGGAGAAUCUGGGCCUGGCUCAGGGCAAACUGCAUGAAGUCAGCCAUGAGAGAGACUCACUACAGAGGCAGCUCAACACAGCGCUACCACAGGAGUUUGCUGCACUCACAAAAGAGCUGAACGUUUGUCGAGAGCAUCUUCUGGAGAAAGAAGAGGAGAUUGCAGAGCUUAAAGCUGAGAGGAACAACACACGGUUGUUGCUGGAGCAUCUGGAGUGCCUGGUCUCUCGUCAUGAGCGCAGUCUGAGGAUGACUGUCGUGAAGAGGCAGGCACAGAGUCCAGCUGGAGUGUCCAGUGAAGUGGAGGUGCUCAAGGCCUUAAAGUCUCUGUUUGAACACCACAAAGCCCUCGACGAGAAGGUGCGUGAGAGACUACGUGUUGCCUUGGAACGAUGUAGCGCCUUAGAAGAACAGCUAACCAUUUCACACAAAGAGUUGUCUUACCUCAGGGAACAGAACAACAUAAAGCGCGGCCAGGCCGAUGGAACCAGCGAAGUUAACCACAGCGAGAGCAUCCCCAGCACCAAUGGAAAGCGUGCAUCAGAUGGUUCUCUCAGUCAGGAGGAGGACAUAGCGCCCCCUGUAGUCGGUAAAGUGGGUGAACUGCAGCAAGUGGUGGACAGGCAGACCGCAGACCUGGGGCAGAUGAAGGAGCGGAUGGCUGCUAUGGCGUCUCGAAUCAGUGAGCUCGAAGAGGACCUGGACACAGCCAGAAAAGACCUCAUCAAGUCUGAGGACAUGAACACAAGACUACAGAGAGACCUUAGAGAGUCGAUGGCGCAGAAGGACGAUAUGGAGGAGAGGAUCACGACAUUGGAGAAGCGAUAUCUGGCCGCUCAGAGAGAGGCUACCUCAGUCCACGACCUCAAUGACAAACUGGAGAAUGAAGUGGCCAACAAGGACUCCCUCUUCAGACAGACUGAGGAGAGAAAUCGUCAGCUUCAAGAGAAACUGGAGCUUGCUGAGCAGAAGCUGCAGCAGACCAUUCGAAAAGCAGAGACUCUCCCAGAGGUGGAAGCAGAGCUGGCCCAGAGAGUGGCUGCUCUCACCAAGGCAGAAGAGCGUCAUGGCAACGUGGAGGAGAGGUUACGACAACUUGAGGCGCAACUGGAGGAGAAGAACCAGGAACUGCUCCGGGCACGUCAAAGAGAAAAAAUGAAUGAGGAACACAAUAAGCGACUGUCUGAAACUGUGGACAAACUUCUGUCUGAGUCGAACGAGAGGCUGCAGCUCCACCUAAAGGAGAGGAUGUCGGCACUGGAGGAGAAGAACUCCCUCAUAAGAGAACUAGAUCACACUAAGAAGUUGAUUGAGGAGUCACACCAUGAAAAGGAACAGCUGCUGAUUCAAAUUGAAACCAUGAGAGCAGAGAGUGAACAGGACAGGAGUCGGAGCAACUCACUCCUGCAUGGGCGUCCUCAAAUGAGCUCCACUCCAGACUUCAGGUAUCCAGUGUCGGCCUCGUCGAUGAUGGACAGCAGCUCGGACCACUACAACAGCGCUCUUGUUCUACGGCGACCACAGAAAGGGCGAGUGGCAGCUCUACGAGACGAGCCCUCCAAAGUGCAGACUCUGAACGAGCAGGAGUGGGAGCGCAUGCAGCAGGCUAAUGUGUUAGCUAACGUAGCGCAGGCCUUUGAAAGUGACAUGGAUGCAUCGGAUCUGGAGGAGGACAGAGACGCUUUAUUCAGCUCUGUGGACCUGCUCUCUCCAGCGGGACAGGCUGAUGCACAGACACUCGCGCUGAUGCUACAGGAGCAGCUAGAUGCCAUCAACAAUGAGAUCAGAAUGAUCCAGGAGGAGAAGGAGAGCACAGCGAUCCGUGCAGAGGAGAUAGAGUGCAGGGUGGGCAGUGGGGACAGUCUGGGAGGCAGGUUCAGGUCCAUGAGUUCUCUGCCGCCGUCUCUCUGCCCUGGGUCAUCUUUGGGCGGAUCUCCCCCAGGCUCCGGCAGCUCCACCCCUAGGAUGGUGUCCCGAAGCCCCCACCGUGAGAUGGACCGCAUGGGGGUCAUGACACUGCCUUGUGACCUGCGCAAGCAUCGCAGGAAGUCUGCUCAGGAUGACAAAGCCACUAUCCGCUGUGAGAGCUCUCCUCCUUCCACUCCUCGUUCCAUUCGUUUAAAUAGAGAAGCAGGACACACCGCUAGUCAUGAAGACAUCAGGGAUUUCAGAGGUCUGUCAAACCUCCAGGACGGUCAGGGCAGUAACCCCAGCAGCAGUAACAGCAGCCAGGAUUCGCUGAAUAAAGCCGCGAAAAAGAAAAGCAUCAAGUCUUCCAUCGGACGUCUGUUUGGGAAGAAGGAGAAGGGACGACCCAGUAUCCCGGGACGGGACUCCACCAGCCAGGCUGGGACUCCUGAAGCCGAGAGCUCGCCAAAGGACGGUUUAGGGAUGGGCACUUUGUCAGGAACUGCUGAGGAAAACAGGAAACUCCAAAAAAACCCAAAGACCGGGCAUGAACUUCUUGAGGAAGCGCGCAGACAGGGAUUACCGUUCGCACAGUGGGACGGACCAACUGUUGUGGUUUGGCUUGAGCUGUGGGUGGGGAUGCCUGCCUGGUACGUUGCUGCCUGCAGAGCCAAUGUGAAAAGUGGAGCUAUAAUGUCUGCGCUGUCGGACACAGAAAUCCAACGAGAGAUCGGAAUCAGCAACCCACUGCAUCGCCUCAAACUGCGACUGGCCAUUCAGGAAAUCAUGUCCCUGACCAGCCCCUCUGCCCCGCCCACUUCCAGAACCAGCACGGGCAACAUUUGGGUCACUCAUGAAGAAAUGGAAACUCUGGCAGCAACUCCUCCCACGACUUUGGCAUAUGGAGACAUGAACCACGAGUGGAUUGGCAAUGAGUGGUUGCCAAGUCUGGGUCUGCCUCAGUAUCGCUCAUACUUCAUGGAGUCCCUGGUGGACGCCCGAAUGCUUGAUCAUUUAACCAAAAAGGACCUGAGGGGACAGCUCAAGAUGGUCGACAGCUUCCACAGGAAUAGUUUUCAGUGUGGCGUCAUGUGUCUGCGGAGGCUAAACUACGAUAGGAAAGAGCUCGAGCGACGGAGAGAAGAGUGUCAAUUUGAUAUUAAAGACGUGCUGGUUUGGAGUAAUGAGCGCGUCAUCAGUUGGGUGCAAGCCAUUGGGUUGAAGGAAUACAGUGGAAAUAUAUACGAGAGCGGAGUCCACGGGGCUCUCAUGGCUUUAGACGAAACAUUCGACCACAAUGCACUGGCACUACUGCUGCAGAUACCCACACAGAACACACAGGCCAGAGCAACCCUGGAGCGUGAAUUCAACAGUCUCCUGGCUAUUGGCACGGAAAGGAGGAUGGAAGAGGACGACGAUAAGAACUUCCGCCGUGCUCCGUCGUGGAGGAAAAAGUUCCGGCCCAAAGACGUGAGGGGACUGGGAGCGUCAGACACUUUACCGGCCAACUUCAGAGUGACGGGUGCUGGGUCCCCCUCCCCUCAGCCAAAGAGAAGCCCUGUAGACGGUAACCGCUGGUCAGAAGAUGAAGGAGAUUUCCCUGCAUUUAAAACCAGAAUGAUGAACUGAAAUAUUUUUUUUAACUAAAUUUAAUCAGAAAAAGACUGUAUUCCUCACCUGAAGCUCCCUAUAGGAACCUUUAUAGACAAAUGUUGGUUAUAAUAUUUAUGUAAACCAAUGGGACAUUUUAAUAGAUUUUUAGACCUAUGUAUAAUCUUUUUUACCUCGUUUUUUUUCUUAAUCAAAAAUAAACAGUUCCCUUCUGUGCCCGAAUAUUAAGCUUAAUAUAAAUAUAUAUAUAACUGAAUGUUUUAACCAAGUUUGUACAUUUCUACCAGAACUGUCUAAUCUUUUUAUAAUCCUGAUUCUAUGGAAAAAGAUGUUUUAUUUUCGCUAUAAUGGCAAAUCUAAUCAUGAAUUUAAAGUGACUUGUUAAAUCUCUGUAUCUUUUAUCCCUUUUUAUCUGUAAGUACUUUUUUGUAAUUUCUCUAAAAUACUAUGGACAUUUUUAGGUCAAAAUACUGUGUCAGUAUCAAACAGAUUUAUCACUGUGAGACUAUAUCAAGUUCAUCAGUCACUACGUUUACAUGCAAAAAUAAGAGGGGAAAUUCAACACUGCCUAUCUUGGCUAUAAAUACUUUCUAGAAUGCAUGCAACUGUUGUGUGUUUGUAUGCAGUGAGAUAAGGAACUAGAGAGGUCGUCGCCAUGGUAACCUGUAGUAAAUAAUGUCCAGUCCCAGGAGACAUGUUUUAAGUUUAGAAUUCUACUCAAGAACCCAGACAAACUCACAGAGAGCCUUAAUAUUUUGAUUUGGGUUUUGAUUGAGCUUUUUUGUAUUUGUACUUUAUCUAAGGCCCUGUUCUACUAAAUUAAUGUGAACAAAUGUGAAAAAAAAAUCUUUGAUUUUUUUUUUUCUUAUUUUAGAGUAAUAAUCAUGAACUUAACAGAAUAAUUAUCAAUGAUUUGUCCAUAUGACAUAUUAACAGACAAACAGUUUAGCUCUGUAAAAAUCACAAACCAAUGCAGUGUUUUUAGAGUGAAUAUUAAUGUUCAUAAUUCAGAGAAAAAAGUCCCAAUCAAGACAGAGUUCCUGCAUAAUUAGCACACAAAUAUAUCAUAUUAUAUGUUUAUUUAAACACUUGAAUCAAUUAAGUUAUUUCCAAUCACAAUUUAGUGUUUGUUCCACUCAUAAGAUGGCCACUGUACUUGAUACAGCAACAGAACUCACGCUCUGUCUAGACCUUAUUUUAUGGGUUGUACCAUACGUAAUUUAUUAUUAUAUGGCAUUAGAAACUCUGCUACUGUAAUUUAUCACAGCUGUAUUAACAUGUCAAACAUGGAUGGUGGUGAUGGAUGGUAAUAAUAAUUUAGUGUAAUUUUGGAAGAGUUCUAUUUUUAAUAUGUUAUUUUUGCAGCCUUUUUAAUAAUGUUCUAACUGCAUAUCUUCAAAGCAACAAUUACCAUAUUACCCAUUUUCCACCUCCCAUUAUUUCAUGACAAUAAAACUAGCCCUAAUACACUUUGAAAUGAGAAUCAUUGCUGGUAUUUUCUUUUUAUAU
This is a messenger RNA of Periophthalmus magnuspinnatus, 5208 nucleotides long. It is a transcript of the gene ppfia1, whose product is annotated as PTPRF interacting protein alpha 1. The record is from RefSeq and is a predicted model, not a curated record. Lineage: Eukaryota; Metazoa; Chordata; Actinopteri; Gobiiformes; Gobiidae. Gene Ontology annotation, cellular component: presynaptic active zone. Gene Ontology annotation, biological process: synapse organization. Gene Ontology annotation, molecular function: protein binding.